AUGGCGACUGCGAUGGCAGAGAUGGCAGACAUGGCUGAAGCGGAACGACUGGAAGCGUCUAUGAAUAGGGAUGCCAUCGACUUCUUCCGAUCGCUCGUCAAUUACAAGACAUCUGCGGGAAAGAGCACUCGUCCGACCAAUUUUGCCGUAAGUGUCGCCACUUUCUGGCCAUCGAUGGCCGCACCGACGGGUCCGCCACCCGAUGGCGGGUCUGGACAUAUCGGGCGUCACAUGGGAUCCGAUCUGAAGAAGUGGUUUCUGGCCAAAUAUCCGUAUCACUCGGAUUUCGUGAAGUUCUUCCACGAGAACGACAAUGUCUUCGUCUAUGACUACAUGUCGGGUGAGGUUAAGCUGCGGCUGUCGUCCACUCAAUACGUAAGGCCCAGACGUUUGGCUUAUCUCGAGAUCCAAUGCUCCGAUCCGUCGGUAAAAGACGACAAAAUGGCGGCCAAUGUCUGCGAAUUGGAGCUCUUUCUGCACGUCUUCCGAGAACUGGUCACCGGUUAUGAG
Messenger RNA from Medioppia subpectinata, 510 nucleotides. The record is from the annotation of a GenBank genome assembly. Lineage: Eukaryota; Metazoa; Arthropoda; Arachnida; Sarcoptiformes; Oppiidae.